Eucalyptus grandis is the source of this 1347-nucleotide messenger RNA. RefSeq lists its product as uncharacterized. Bases 1 to 1347 code for a protein of 448 amino acids. Gene Ontology annotation, biological process: defense response. NCBI's taxonomy places the organism in Eukaryota, Viridiplantae, Streptophyta, Magnoliopsida, Myrtales, Myrtaceae. The record is from RefSeq and is a predicted model, not a curated record. The transcript has 3 exons.
AUGACGGAGAGUCUAGACAACGACCGUCCGGUCCCUCCAUCUCUCCAUUCCGGUGCCGGCAAUGUCGUCGAUAAUCCUGAAUCCUUCCAAUUGUUAGAGCUGAACAUCAUCUCCGCGCAGGACCUAGCGAUGGUUGCGCGCACCAUGCGCACGUACGCGGUCGCCUGGGUCCACCCCGACCGGAAGCUGUCGACCCGGGUGGACUCCAACGGCCGGAACAGCCCCACGUGGAACGACAAGUUCGUGUUCCGGGUCGACGAGGAGUUCCUCCGGUCCGACACGUCCGGGGUCAUGAUCGAGAUCUACGCCGUGCAUUGGUUCAAGGACGUGCUGGUGGGCAGGGUGCGGGUCCUCGUGGGCCACCUCGUGACCCCGCAGCCCCAUCCGUUCCGCCACCAACAGCACCACGUCGGAAUGCGCUUCGUGGCCCUCCAGGUGCGACGCCCCUCGGGGCGGCCUCAGGGCAUACUGAACAUCGGCGUGGCGGUGCUCGACAGCUCCAUGCGGAGCAUGCCACUGUAUAUGCAGCUCAACGCCUCCGCCGUCGGCUACCGCGACCUAAUGGGCGAGGAAGAUCCGUAUCAUCACCAUCACCAUCACCAUCACCAUCACAACAACAAUCUUUUGCCUUCUUCUAAUCAUCCUAAUCAACAGGAGCAGCCGCAGCGAAAAAAACCGGAACUCAGGCGGACCAAGAGCGACACGAGUUCGAUUAUGGCCGCAGGACAAGUUAAGACGUUGAAAAGAAAGGUAUCGUUCCUCAACAGGCCGAACUCCGUCAUCAACGGCUCGGAGGACGGCAACCACAAGACCGGGUCCGAUAUGUCGCCUAAUCCAAAGCCCUAUGCGAAGGCCGAGGAUUUGGACAUGGCGAUGGUUCCCUUCCAGCAGAUCCCGGGCGCCCAGAAGCCCCUCACCAAGAACGCGGCGUUGGAUUUCGAAGCUCUUCCGAGCAAGCCGGGUCAGCUAAUCAUCACGGAAUCCGAGCUGGGCCCGUCGCCCUCCGAGGUGGCAGCGGCAGUGGCGGCGAAGGAGAGGUACAAGGAGAAGGAGGUCGAGAGCCCGGUCGUGGGCGGGUGGAGCCUGAACGAGAGCGUGGAAGGGUUACAGUCUAAGCUCGAGAGGUGGCGGAUGGAGCUUCCGACGUUGUAUGACCGUGGUGACUACUCGAGCUUACCGUCGAGCGGCAGCGGCAACAACAACAACAUUGUCAAGUCUAAGUCAAGCGGCCGGCGACACGUUCGACGGCACACUGACGGUGGAGGAGGUGGAAGCCUGUUCUCCUGUGUGGGUAACAUAUGUGGAUUGGAAUGCACCAUAGUUUGUGGAAAUAAUGAACCUCCCUAG